AUGAACGUAAUUCAACCCACCGCACUUCACUUGCUUGAUUGUUACAAUGAUUACGUUCUGGAGAACGAUGAGGACGACUACCAAUUCGACAUGUCAGACGACAACGAAGCCACUUCGAAUGACAGAAUUGGUACUUUUAAUGACACUAAUUGGUCUGUCCAUGACGUCAUUAUUCCACCAAGAGGCACCAACCCAAUCUCUUUGGUUUUAAGUAGUGUUCCUGUUGUUGACUCGGAUAACUCAGACUCUGUUUUUGUUCAAACUGCUGACCCCCGUCUGUGUAAAAGCACUCCAUCUGUAAAUCAUUUCGACGACGACGAAGAGUUCUUCUUUGAGGACGAAUUCUGA
This is a messenger RNA of Entamoeba invadens IP1, 348 nucleotides long. RefSeq lists its product as hypothetical. NCBI's taxonomy places the organism in Eukaryota, Evosea, Mastigamoebida, Endamoebidae. Bases 1 to 348 code for a protein of 115 amino acids. The record is from RefSeq and is a predicted model, not a curated record. The transcript has 2 exons.